Messenger RNA from Spinacia oleracea (spinach), 1631 nucleotides. RefSeq names its product putative F-box/LRR-repeat protein 23. NCBI's taxonomy places the organism in Eukaryota, Viridiplantae, Streptophyta, Magnoliopsida, Caryophyllales, Amaranthaceae. The record is from RefSeq and is a predicted model, not a curated record. Bases 110 to 1384 code for a protein of 424 amino acids. Gene Ontology annotation, molecular function: protein binding. The transcript is spliced from 3 exons.
CGUUAGUUUGUCCAAAAAUAAAGGGGUUAAAAACGGUUGAGUUUACCUUUCGGGCAUUUGGCUAAAACACAACUUUUUCAUUAUUCAGUGAGCGUUCAAAUUGUUCAUCAUGUUUUCCAAUUCCUCAUCCGAACCAAACCCUAACCCUAAUCCCAAAAUCCCUCGACCUUCAUCCUCAAUCAAGCCAGUCAAAUUCAAACGCAAGAACAUAAAUUCCCAGAACCAGAAGAAGAUUAAUAUGCCGAUGAGGAUGAAAAAGAAGGAGAAGAUGAAGAACCGUAAUUGGUUAGACCUUCCCGAUGAAAUUUGGUUUAUGAUUCUUUCAAAAAUAAACACAAUUGACAUUAUCGAAAAUGUUCAGCUAGUUUGUACGAUGUUCCAUAAUUUCUGCAAACAACCGACUAUGUUCAAGGUCAUUGAUAUGACUGUUCCAAAUGAUGAUUACUUGAAAUGGCGCGACUAUGUUAAUGCUAUCACUCAAAUUGCUGUUGAUCGUAGUUCUGGCUGUUUGAUUGAUAUCUAUUUGGAAAAUUUAUGCGACGAAGCUACUUUGUGGGACGUCGUUUGGAGUUCAAAGAAUCUUAAGCAUCUCCGACUUGGCCACCAUGUUAACAUCUCUGACCGGGACUUGGUUGAAGCUGUAAAAGUGCUUCCAAUGCUCGAGGAACUGGAGCUUAUUAUCUGUUGUUUCUACAACAGCACUAUUGAAGUUGUUGGUCGUGCCUGCCCUUCAUUAAAAUCAUUCAGCCUAAAUGCGGUUUGUUUUAGAGAUGAUAAUUAUACGUGCAAUUAUGAUGUCAUGGCCAUUGCUAGAAGCAUGCCUAAUUUACGAAAUCUCCAACUGAUUGGGAGCUGUAUGACAAAUGAAGGCCUAAAAGCAAUUCUUGACGGGUGUCCUCUUCUUGAUUCUCUUGAUUUGCGCUCAUGUUUUCGUAUUGAUUUAUCUGGGGAGUUGGGUAAAAGGUGUGAACAGAUCAAGCACUUUCGGAAACCUAAUGACUCCAUUGCAGAUUAUAGGCACCAAGUUUGCAAGUGUGAUGAGGAUGAUGGUUCCCCUUCGGGGCAUUUGUAUUGUAGGAAGAUAACUGCGGGGGGUGCCUCCUAUCCAGAGUGGGAUGAUGACCUUGAAUACAUUGACCCUGACCAUGUUGAUGAAGACCGUUUAUUUGGCUAUGACAACGUUGAUGAAAUCCCUGAAUACAUUGACUAUGGCCAAGUUGACCAAGCUGAUCAUGCUUACAAUGUUGAUGAUUAUCCUGAAUUGAACAAAGACAUUGAAUUCACGGAUAAUGACGAUAUGAGCUAUGAUAUGUAUUACUCUCCUCUUUCAAGUCCUGAGCCUGAGCGUGUGAUGGACUAUGAUGAAUUUCUUUCACUUCUGUGACUGAUUUUCAGUUCUUUUGUGGCCUUGCUGGAUCGACAACCGGGUUUGCUUGUUGUGUCGGAAUAUUAGCCUAGUUAGUCUUGAUGGUUCUACAAUAGUUUUUACCCGUUUGUCUUAGUCUGAUUACUAGUAUAGUACCCGUGCGAUGCACGGUUUAUAAUCUAAAAAUAAAUUUAUAUGAAACCUAGUAGAUUAUAGAUAUUCUCCAAGUUAAAAAUAAAUAUGAUAGAUAAUUUGUUAUUGCUCA